Symphalangus syndactylus (siamang) is the source of this 1007-nucleotide messenger RNA. Its product is annotated as salivary acidic proline-rich phosphoprotein 1/2-like. The record is from RefSeq and is a predicted model, not a curated record. Lineage: Eukaryota; Metazoa; Chordata; Mammalia; Primates; Hylobatidae.
UUUGAUAAAGAAUGGGCAGUGUUAAGUUGGAGGAAUAACACAGGAACAUAAAGGAAACUUUUGGGGGUAAUAUAUAUGUUUGUUACCUGAUUAUAGUGAUGGUUUCACAUGUGGAAUUGGUGUGUUCCUCAAAUUCAGCUCAAGAUCCUGGAAGAUGCCAAGCCUGUAGUGUCCAUCCUACCUCUGCCUGGGACAUGUGUUGGCACUCCUAUCCUUGAAAGCUUUUUCUUAAAAUUUCCCAUUUUUGCUUGCUUAACUCCUCAAUCUGGAUCCCUCCAAAUUCGAGGAUCAUGUGGACAACAUUACAGUGUCUCUAAGCCUCUCUCCAAGUUAUCUCCAGGGCUUUGGAGAAACAAGGUACUCUUCCUCAGUCUGGGUUCCUCAGAUCCCCAGUGGAAAGAUGACUGCCACAUUUCCCCCAGCACAAAGUUGGGAGUGACACCAGAGCCUCCUGCAAGAUGCUUCUGAUUCUGCUGUCAGUGGCCCUGCUGGCCUUCAGCUCAGCUCAGGACUUAAGUGAAGAUGUCAGCCAGGAAGACGUUCCCUUCAUAAUAUCAGAUGGAGGACACUCUGAGCAGUUCCUAGAUGAGGAGCAUCAGGGACCACCUUUGGGAGGACAGCAAUCUCAACCCUCUGCUGGUGAUGGAAACCAGGAUGAUGGCCCUCAGCAGGGACCACCCCAACAAGGGGGCCAACACCAACAAGGUCCACCACCUCCUCAGGGAAAGCCACAAGGACCACCCCAACACAGAGGCCAUCCCCAUCCUCCUCACGGAAGGCCACAAGGACCACCCCCACAGGGAGGCCAUCAGCACCAUCAUCCCCCACCUCCUCAUGGAAAACCCCAGGGACCACCGCCCCAAGGGGGCCGCCCACAAGGACCUCCACAGGGGCAGCCUCCCCAGUAAUCUAGGAUUCAAUAACAGGGACAUGGAUGAAACUGGAAAACAUCAUUCUCAGUAAACUAUCGCAAGGACAAAAAACCAAACACCGCAUGUUCUCACUCA